AUGAGUGGAAUCGCGAAUGCCUGUUUGUCUUGCUUUUCAGCAGUAGACCGAUGGUGUCAUAUAACGGCGUGUCUCGGUCCCAUCGGAGCUCGUUCUCGAGACGGCAUCUACGAAACCACUUUAGCUGAUAAUGAACGAGAGGCGGUAUCAGACCUCUUGGGCUACCUGGAAAACCGCGCCGAGACAGACUUCUUCCACGGUGAACCGCUACGAGCAUUGAGUACCCUGGUCUAUUCUGAAAAUGUCGACCUCCAACGAAGUGCCAGUUUGACUUUUGCCGAGAUCACUGAGCGAGAUGUACGCGAAGUUGAUCGCGAUACACUCGAGCCGAUUCUAUUCCUACUACAAAGUUCCGAUAUUGAAGUCCAACGGGCUGCCAGUGCAGCACUAGGCAAUCUCGCGGUGAAUGGUCUUGAUCGUCACCCUCGGGGGCUGGCUCCCCUGAUUCGCCAGAUGAUGUCUCCCAAUGUUGAGGUACAGUGCAAUGCGGUUGGUUGUAUCACGAAUCUUGCGACGCAUGAGGAAAACAAGGCCAAGAUUGCCCGCUCUGGAGCCCUAGGCCCUCUCAUUCGCCUGGCCAAAUCGAAGGACAUGCGUGUACAGCGUAAUGCGACGGGCGCACUGCUCAAUAUGACCCAUUCAGAUGAUAACCGACAGCAACUCGUCAAUGCUGGCGCCAUCCCCGUCCUCGUGCAUCUCCUUUCAUCCCCCGACGUCGACGUUCAGUAUUACUGCACAACAGCUCUCAGCAACAUUGCCGUUGAUUCGACCAAUCGUAAGCGACUCGCUCAAACUGAGUCGCGCCUGGUACAAUCCUUGGUUCAUCUCAUGGAUUCAUCCACCCCGAAAGUGCAAUGUCAGGCGGCUCUUGCCCUGCGCAACCUUGCAUCUGAUGAGAAAUACCAGCUUGAGAUCGUUCGGGCGAAGGGUCUUUCCCCACUGCUGCGACUUCUACAAUCCUCCUACCUUCCUCUCAUUUUAUCCGCCGUCGCAUGUAUCCGCAACAUCUCUAUCCAUCCUCUCAACGAAUCACCUAUAAUCGAAGCGGGCUUCUUGAAGCCACUGGUGGAUCUUCUGGGUUCGACUGACAAUGAAGAGAUUCAAUGUCACGCUAUAUCCACGCUUCGUAACCUCGCUGCUAGCUCGGAUCGCAACAAGGAACUUGUUUUGCAGGCCGGAGCGGUGCAAAAAUGCAAGGACCUGGUUCUCCGGGUCCCUCUCACAGUUCAAUCUGAGAUGACUGCUGCAAUCGCUGUGCUGGCCCUCAGCGAAGAACUGAAGCCGCACCUUCUGAAUCUGGGAGUCUUCGACGUCUUGAUUCCUCUGACUAGUUCCGAGAGCAUUGAGGUGCAAGGUAACAGCGCAGCUGCUUUGGGUAAUCUGUCUUCGAAAGUCGGCGAUUAUUCCAUGUUCGUUCGUGACUGGGCAGAUGCCAAUGGUGGCAUCCAUGGCUACCUUCAUCGUUUCCUCGCCAGUGGAGACCCAACAUUCCAGCACAUUGCCAUUUGGACUCUGCUCCAGCUUCUUGAGUCUGAAGACAAGAAGCUCAUUGGAUAUAUCUCACGAUCCGAAGAUAUUGUUCGUUUAGUCAAGAUCAUCUCCGACAAGAACAUCGAGUCAGAUGAAGAAGACGUGGAUGAUGGCGAGGGCGAAGUCAUUACUCUAGCCCGUCGUUGUUUGGAGCUGGUUGGAGCUGGUCCUAAGCAGACCCUGGUGGAAGCUUAA
This is a messenger RNA of Penicillium paradoxum, 1725 nucleotides long. It is a transcript of the gene vac8, whose product is annotated as protein anchor VAC8. Gene Ontology annotation, molecular function: protein binding; protein-membrane adaptor activity. Gene Ontology annotation, biological process: nucleus-vacuole junction assembly; vacuole inheritance. The record is from RefSeq and is a predicted model, not a curated record. Bases 1 to 1725 code for a protein of 574 amino acids. NCBI's taxonomy places the organism in Eukaryota, Fungi, Ascomycota, Eurotiomycetes, Eurotiales, Aspergillaceae. The transcript is spliced from 6 exons. Gene Ontology annotation, cellular component: fungal-type vacuole membrane.